Peromyscus californicus insignis is the source of this 6179-nucleotide messenger RNA. It is a transcript of the gene Bcl7c, whose product is annotated as BAF chromatin remodeling complex subunit BCL7C. NCBI's taxonomy places the organism in Eukaryota, Metazoa, Chordata, Mammalia, Rodentia, Cricetidae. The record is from RefSeq and is a predicted model, not a curated record. The coding region runs from base 260 to 985 and encodes 241 amino acids. The transcript has 6 exons.
GGGCUGGCCGGGCUUCCAGGCCGGGGCUCUAGCCGCCCGCGCCGCCCGGGCCGCUCCGGGGACGGGCCGGGGCGGGGCGCGGUCGCAGGAAGCCAGGCGGGGACUCGCGGAGGCGUUGGGGAGCGAGGGAGGGCGCGGCCAACUCCCGGAGGGACGGCGGGCCGAAAGAGCGGCGCCGGGGCCUGGCGCGCAGCCUGAGAUCGCCGGACCGCAGGCCGUCCCACCACGGGCUCUGUCCCGGCCCCAGCCCCCCGCCAGCAUGGCCGGCCGGACCGUGCGGGCCGAGACCCGGAGCCGGGCCAAAGAUGACAUCAAGAAGGUGAUGGCGACCAUCGAGAAGGUCCGGAGAUGGGAGAAGCGCUGGGUGACUGUGGGUGACACUUCCCUUCGAAUCUUCAAGUGGGUGCCUGUGGUGGAUCCCCAGGAGGAGGAGAGGCGGCGGGCAGGAGGCGGGGCAGAGAGAUCCCGAGGCCGGGAGAGACGCGGCAGGGGCACCAGUCCCAGAGGGGGUGGCCCCCUCAUCCUGCUGGAUCUCAAUGAUGAGAGCAGCAACCAGAGUUUCCACUCAGAAGGUUCACUGCAAAAGGGCACUGAGCCCAGCCCUGGGGGGACUCCCCAGCCCAGCCGCCCUGGAUCGCCUACUGGACCCCCAGAAGCGGUUUCGGAGGAUACUCAGCCUCCACAGCUGGGCCAAGAGAGAGACCCAGGGGGCACACCCGCAGGCGGUACUGAGGACCCCCCGAAGCUGACCAAGGAGGAACCUGUUCCAGAAUUGCUGGAAGCUGAGGAUUCUGGAGUGAGAAUGACAAGGAGAGCCCUCCAAGAGAAAGGCUUGAAAACAGAGCCCCUCAGGAGGCUUCUUCCCAGGAGAGGCCUCCGGACAAAUGCUCGCUCUACUUCCUCGGUGCCAGACACCAGAGCUCCGGGAGGUGGGAGCAAGGCCCAGAGGGCACCCAGGACGAUACCACAGGGGAAGGGGAGGUGAGCGGGCCCAUCCCACAAGGUGAGGCCCUUAGGUCUUCUUUAGCUGCCCCAAGAUCCAGUCACCUACUCGCACCACGUAAGGGUGGAGAGAGCUUCGGAGCUGGACGCCUACUGCGUGUACUUGGAGGUAGGCGGCCAGCUCUCCACUUGUCCCUGACCCUAAAUCAUGGAUCCAUCUUGCUUGUUGUGGGUCCAAAACUGUGGUGCUUGGGGCAGGUCACAGACAAGGAGCGUCUGAGGACGCUGCUGGGUGAUGCCUAGAAGCAACUUGAAUAUACGAAAGAACGGAUGCCGGGCCGACUUGGCCACCUCUUCCUGCACCAGGGCAGCUACUCACCAAAGGCCAGGCAUGGCCCCCAGGGAGGCACCUUCGACCUUCGGAACCACAGGAUCUACCCUGGUGAGCAGUGAGCAGUGUCUGAAGCAUCGGGCAACAGGUGCUAGGUGCUCCCUUGCGGAGUCUGUGAUUGGUGUCAUAAUUCAUGCUUGUGUAGGAGUAUGCCCGUGUGUAGAGAUACCACUCCAACAAACACCUGAGCUACCCUCCCUCCACAGGCCUCUGGACACUAGGCCUGCCAAUUAACCUUUGGCUGGAGAAGACACAUGCCAACCUUGCCUGUCAAGCGAGGGGCACACAUGGUCUAAUGACCUUUCAGAUCAGGCUCUGCCUCCUGCUGUAGGACCCAAGUCCAGGAAUGGAUGGAGACUUGUGGUCCAGUCCCAAGCCUGGAAACUACCCAUUUGAGUGGUUCCAAGGGCUUUCAUCAACCUCUUGCCUCCUGACUUAACGGUGUGCUGGGCCUGCCAUGCCGGGAAAUGUCUCCCACUUUUGAGGGCUUACUAACUACAUACUGCAAUUUUGUGGGAGUUGUUUAAUACACCAUUCCUGUGUCAUAGAUCCUGUUACUUUUACAUUUUACAGAUAUGGAAACUAAAUAGCCAAGCGGUUGAAGAGCUUACCCUAAGUCAUGCAGCCUGCCUGUGGCAGAACCAGCUACCUGCCUGACCCCACAGUUCCUGCUAGUAUACCACUUCUUGUGCUGGGCAUGCUGCUGGGGCUGAAGCUGUGACUUGUUAAAGCAUUCAUUUAAGGAACAUCCAUUUUUCUCAGUGGAAAACUAUAUAGGACUUUAAAAUUUUUUAAUAUUUUUUAUUUAUUUAUUUUUUGUCUCACUAUGCAGCCUUUGCUGGCCUGGAACUCACUUGCCCAGGCUGGCCUCGAACUCACAGAGAUCCGCCUGCCUCUGCCUCCCGAGUGCUGGGGUUAAAGGUGUGCCAUCACCACCACCCAGCUCAGGACAUUUUUUUCUAAUAUAAUAAAAUGAGCAGAUGCUCUGUGGGAGGAAAGUGAACUUUGUGUCCAUAACGGAGAUGACGUUGAAGUUCUGUUGUAAGGCUAGUAAUUCCAGCUCGGCCCCUGGAUCCCUGAGUGACCUCUCUAGAAUGCUACUGAUGCAGGAAGAGUAUUCCAGGCCCACAUGCUAUCCUCUUGAGUGACUGAAGAGCUUCAAGUGACAAAGGUUAUUAAUUAAGACUUCUGAAUUUCCAGUGGGGCAGAAGUUUUCAAAUUUCCAACAGAUACUAAUUUUCAGGAUUUGAAAAUGAAAAAUAGGAGUUCUAGGGAGGUCUAGAAAAUCAUGCUUUAUAUUUUUCAUAACUCUGUGUACUUUAAAAACUAAGAAACUCAUUUAGUAGUAGUUUAAAAGAGCUUGUGGACGAUAGCGGUGCUUGACUUUAAUCCCGGCACUUGGGGCAGAGGCAGGAGGAUCUCUGUGAGUUCUAGGACAGUCAAGGCUACACAUAGAAACCCUGUCUCAAAAAACAAAAACAAACAGAAAGAACUCUAAGCCUUAAAUACUCAAAAGGUAGAAACCGCCAGUGUGUGUCACUGGGUAGUAUUUGAAUAACAAAAUGUUUACAGAUACAAUUCGAUUUAUAGUACUCCACAAUCAUGAGUUGAAAUUGCUGAUGUAAAAACUAGGUUACAAAUAUAUAAUUUCUCCAAACAUCCUGGGAUUUCUAUAAAAUAUACUAUGCAUGAGGCACAUUCAUGUUUAUCUUAUUUGUAAGAAUCACUCAACAGGAGAAGGAGCACCAAUGCAUUUUAAUGUCGGGGACCACAGGAGAGCGAGUGGACUGGACCGUGACACUCCCUUCCAGUUACGGGCUCCCAAAUCCCAAGGGUAGCUACCUUGACUUGCUGUUAGUUUUCCGGUCCCUGCUCUGUGAGCUGACACAGUGGCUCCUCCGAGCCAGGACUCUGCUCUUGAACCUCAGUUAUUAGAGGGCCGUUAGUUAGGUAUGUUCCCUCUUUUCCCAGUUUAUUUCCUGAUUGUUUUUGAGAUUAAAACAAAACCCCUCAGGUUUCCCAGUGAGCGUCAUCAAGGAUUUUGAAUAGAAACACCCCUGUGGGCUGAGCAGGAAUGAUGUAUGCGAGUGCUUAUGAAGCCCAGGCAUCGGAACUGUGUGGAGUCGAACGCUCCAGCUCUGCCCAUGCCUGCCUGUGAGGCCUUGGCUGAACCUCUUACCUCUUUGAGCUUCAAUUUAGUGGGUAGAAUCAUAUCUAGGAAGCAAUAUUGUUGCUUCAUAAGGUAAUAUUGUAGAAAGGUUACCAGCACGGCUUUGGAGUCAGGCAGGCUGCGGUUCAGAUCCUAGCUUCAUGAUUUCCUACCUCUUUGAUUUGGGGCAAGUUCUAACCACUGGAUUUUUCUCUUCUGUAAAAUAGGGACCCGGGAUCUAUUUCACAGGGCUUUGGUAAGUUUAAGUGAGAUCACAUAUGAACUGCUUUACUCAGAGCAGGGUACACUGUACAUGCUUGAUCCAUGUGGGCCAGUAUAGUCGUUAUUACCCACUGUAUCUACCUCACAGGGCCAGUUGUGAGGGUGAAGGGUGGAGGAGAAGGCUGCGGGUACUUACUAAGCUGUGAAGUGCUAUUAACUUGCCAGUCUUUCCUCUGGAGACGGGAGAUAGGAAGUUACCAUCAGACAUUAAUAGAAUGCCCAGGAAGAGGGACUGGUAUGCUUCUGGCCAUGCAGUGUGGCUAGGCUUAAGGGGUGGUGCCACUAUGGGUAAGUGGAGAACUGGGUGCAGCAUGCCCUCACGUGAGGGUUACUGCAGUCAAGUGGGGACAUUCAAUGCGUAUGACUUUUACCCUUGGGAACAGGGAGAAAACAGGUUCGGUUUUAAGGAUGCUAGCAGAGGGAAAUAGAGUGUUUGCCUAGCGUGAGCAAGGGCCAUGGGUUUCAUAUCUAGCACCUCAGGAAAACACAAACAAAAUACCCUCUUCUUGGUUAAAGGUUUUGGAUAAAGAACAGUGCUAAAUGGAUGUAUCCACAGUGUUUUUAAGUAGGACUGGAAUUGCAGGAAGGACCAUGUGAGAAAGUGCUGAGAGGUGAUUGGAGUGCACAUUUAGGAAAUGUUUCCACGGGCUGGAAGCCAUGCACCCUCCUACCAUGAGUGCACAUGUCAUUGGGCAGAGUGCCGUUCUGAGGGCCCUCCAAAGACGACAUCACGCGAUCCUGCCCUCCCAAGACGAUGUCACAUGAUCCUGGCCAUAGCCCCACAAAGUAAACCCUCAGAUCAGAGCUGGGAGUCUGGGAAAGUUAAGUCCAAUGCCCAUGCUCGCACAGGUUCUGUCUGCACAGGAUCCAAGCCUUUCUCCUGCACUGAGCUCCUCCACCCUCAGCAUCAGACUGCUGAUCCUGAACAAGGAUGGAGUGCGGAAGAGUAAGGUCCCUCCCCUCGGUCCCUCCCCUCCUGGCUUCAGCAGCAACUCUUGCUCCUGAUCUCACUCCUCCAUCUCCAGACUUGGCUUCCCUAUUCAUUCCUUAUUCAGGGUCUUCUGGGCACCAUCCUUAGACUUCCUCUAACCCAGGGAAGGAGCUCUCAUUCUAACCAGACUGCCUCUCCGAACUGAGCUCCUUGCCUGUUUGGUGUCUAGGUUCCCAGCUCAUUCAGCAGCAUUCCCUCAAUGCGUCUCUGCUGAGUUCCCAUUCCUAACCACGGCCCUUCAGUUUCAAACUGAUGUGGCAAGUGGGCAGUCUAGGGCUCCUUUACAGUCAGUGCCUCUUGGGUAAACUCUUGGGACUAAAGGUUAACUGCAGGCUGUGUUUUCUGAGAGUUGCCAACCGGUUGGAGAUGAACUUAGAGAGUGGGAUUCACCUUCUCCCCAGCCAGCUGGUCACUGAGGGCCCAGUGCUUGCCAGAUUCAGUAACCGGAGCAGGUGACACAUUCAUGAGCAGAACAGACCCAAGCCCUGGCUUCAGGAAGCCUCCGGGCAACUAGGGAAGAUAGACUGGCAUUCAGUUCUCCCUGAAUACCAACUCUUAGCCUGGUGUGGUGGCACAUACCUGUAAUGCCAGCCCUUGGGAGGUGGAGUAGGAGGAUCAGGAGUUCAAGGUUAUGUUUGGCUACUUAUCAAAUUAGAGGCCAACCUGGGCUACAUAAGACCCUGUCUCCAAAACAAACAAAAUACACACUAUGAAACUGUGACAAAUACUGUGAAGAAAAAGUUGAGAGUUCUGUGAAAGAACAUAGUGAAUAAGUUAAGACAAUGACAGUAUGGGCCCACAGCAUGGAGAAGAGAAUUCUGUGGAAAGGCAAUAACAGACCCUCAAAGGGAGAAAGCGCUUGCUGUGUUGGGGAGUGGCAAUGCAGUCCGUGUCGCCGCCGGACCGACCCUGCCGGCUUCUGGGUGGGGAUGGUGUCAUAGACCUUGCAGACCAUUUUGGUGUUUAGCUUUUGAUUUGGAAACAGUUUUGAAGUUACAGAAAAGUUAUGAGGAUGACACAAAAGAUGUCUGCAUACUUUGACUGCACACUCCCCAUUGUAAACGUCUCGUUCCGCCUGACCUAUUGCCGGUGUCCACCUGUAAUGUGUCCUCACAUCUUGUAGUCUGAACUCUGAGAAGAAGUCGUGUACAUCAUGUCUGUCUACACUGAAAAUACAGCGGCCGUGUCCUGCAGCAGUGCUGUCCUCGCUUCACUGAACGUCGUAUCUCUGAGCAGACGCGGCGUCUCAAGGUCUCCCUGUCUGUCACUGGCUGUGUCUAAUCACCUUCAGCAGCUCUUCCCCUUAGGACAGAAUCAAGUCUACGAAUGAUGUGGCGCACACGUGGUGGUUUCUUGCUUGUAUCUUUUAUUGUGGCAUAGACUUUCUUUCCUUUGUUCGAAUAGACAGUUUCUCCUUUUGGGUC